AUGUUUGACGUCAUAGGUGUCGGUAUUUGCAUAGCUUGCAUUUCAUACUUGUGUUGCAUUUAUACGACGACGCUAAUGGCUCGAUCUACAGCUAAUUCAUUCCAUCGUCCAAAACGAUGCAAUAUCAAAUCGCCACUAAAAAAAUCAUCACCAGAACCAGCAGCAAAGUACGAUGAUAUGAACAUCAAGUAUUCGAAAUCGACGAGACGACGUUGUCUCUGUACCAAGGCUCGUUGUAUCGAGCAAUCGAAUUUUUCAGUGCCAAUGGCUCGACGAAGAAUUUGUCUCGUUGCUUCUUCGUUUUUUGAUACCGAAAGCACAGAAGGAAAAGAGGGUACUUGA
Messenger RNA from Phymastichus coffea, 342 nucleotides. RefSeq lists its product as uncharacterized. The transcript is spliced from 2 exons. Bases 1 to 342 code for a protein of 113 amino acids. The record is from RefSeq and is a predicted model, not a curated record. NCBI's taxonomy places the organism in Eukaryota, Metazoa, Arthropoda, Insecta, Hymenoptera, Eulophidae.